Molecule: messenger RNA, 1654 nt
Organism: Wasmannia auropunctata (little fire ant)
Lineage: Eukaryota; Metazoa; Arthropoda; Insecta; Hymenoptera; Formicidae
Product: DNA polymerase delta subunit 3-like
Exons: 2
Coding region: 172-1575 (467 amino acids)
Biological process (GO): nucleotide-excision repair, DNA gap filling; DNA strand elongation involved in DNA replication; DNA replication
Cellular component (GO): delta DNA polymerase complex; nucleus
Molecular function (GO): DNA-directed DNA polymerase activity
Source: RefSeq, a predicted model, not a curated record
AUCCACUGGUGGCGCUGGUAGUAUCUUAGUCUCAAUUUUCUAGUCUAUUUAUGUUUUGUUGGUAAAGUGAGGUUAUUUGAGGUUAUUUUUGCCGUACCCGGUACCGCACGUGUGAUCGUGUUUGAUCGCAUUCUAAGGAAAAGAAGAAGAAAUAUAUACUGUGUCGCGAGCAUGUCCUCUCUCGAGAUCCUCUCUGAUUUGGCUGGUCAUGUUUUUGAUAACGACAAGCUGGUCACCUACAAAUGGCUAAGUAAAGAGCUACGUGUCCAUGUUAACGUAGCAAAACAAAUCUUAGGGGAGUUUUAUCAGAAAUAUCACAAAGAUGACAACAUCGAAUGCACAUAUUUGCUAAUAGGUCAUCUAAAGGAUAAAGGAAUGCGAGUGGAGGUUGUCAGAGGGUCCGAUGUAUCUAAGGCUAAAGACAAAUUCAGCAAAAUUAUCUCGGAGCACAUCUAUAGCGUCCACAAACCAAUUGUGGAUCUGGAGUUGCUCGCCACUUCUGGUGCUGGUGAUGCAAAUUACAGCGCAAUAAAAUGUGACGCCUGCAAAGAGCGAAGUGAUGAAGAAAUGCAAUUAUUACGUUGGGGUACAGCUGCUAAAAAAGUUACGGAAAAUUUAAAGUCUAUAGAUUCGAUAAAUCCGUCAAAGACAGAAAAGCAUUCAACGAAAAAAAAUGGAUUUAAUAAUCUAUUUAAUAUGGCUGCAAAAUCAAAAAGUCCUGAAAAAUUAAAGUCGUGCUUCCAAGAAAAUGACAGAGACUCAGUGAAAAAAGAUAACUUUCGGAAAGAAAAAGAUUCAAUGAAAAAAAAUAAAGAAGACUCAACAGAGAAAGAUGAAGCUUUAAUGGAAGAAACUGAGGGAUUAACAGAAAAGGAAAAAGAUGUUGCAGAAAAGGAUACAAAUUUUGUUCAAAAAGAUAAAGAUCUUUCGAAAGAACCUGCAGAAAAGAUUAAAAAGUCAACUGGGAAAAAUAAAAGUUCCAUGGUCAAUUCUACCGCUAAAAAAGUGUCUCCACAAAGUAAUUCUGUAAAAAAGGGAAGCUUGGAUAAUUUCUUUGGAAAACUGACAUCUCCAUCAAAAUCUGUAGAAGUUACAUCAACGGAAAAGAAAAGUGAUAAUGUCAAAAAAGAAUUUCCCGAGGAAAAAAGAAGUAAAGAAAAGAAAAAUUUACAUGGGAAAAAGCGAAACAGAAGCAAAGAAACAGAUGAAACUGCUAAGAAACGGAAGAGAAUUAUUAUACAGAAUGAUUCUAGUGAUUCGGAGGUACAAAGUGAUGUAGAGAUGGAGGAAUCAGUUCCUGAAAUGGAGCCGGAAACUCUUGCGAAACCAAAGAGUCCUUCUCCACCAAAAAUAAAGCAUGAAAAUGGCAAAAGAAAAAUCUUGAAGUUGGUAAAUAAAACUUAUAAAGAAGGCGAAUAUAUUGUGACAAAGAAAGAGCACAUUUAUGUAAGUUGUUCAGAAGAUGAGGAAGAAGAAAAAGAGGAGAUGAAGAGAAAAGAGAAGAAAGCAGAGACUAAGAUGGAGAAAAUGAAGAAAAAGCAAUCCACGCUCACAGAUUUCUUUAAGAGAUCUUAGUAUUGUUUCAAAAUUAUAAUGUCCAAGUAAUUUCAAAAUAUCUAUUUUUUUUUUUUAAAUGUGAAUGUAAUAUAUCUCA